Molecule: messenger RNA, 1130 nt
Organism: Raphanus sativus (radish)
Lineage: Eukaryota; Viridiplantae; Streptophyta; Magnoliopsida; Brassicales; Brassicaceae
Product: ethylene-responsive transcription factor WIN1-like
Exons: 2
Coding region: 331-924 (197 amino acids)
Biological process (GO): regulation of DNA-templated transcription
Molecular function (GO): DNA-binding transcription factor activity; DNA binding
Source: RefSeq, a predicted model, not a curated record
ACAUAUAUACAAUCCAACCUUUGAAAUUUAAAUCGUUUUAUCCUUAAUUAUAGCCAUCUCUUAACAUUAGCAAUCACUCGGUACCAACAACUCCAACUAAAUUCUCACACGCUCUCUCUCUUUCCUUCUAUCCUUCUCUCUCUUAUAGAAUAGCGAGGGUACAUAAAAUGUAAUAAGAGUAAGAACAAGUACAACCCUUUUCAUCCACCAAAAUUUAACCUAUAUAUAAAUAUCCAACAUCACCAUUUACCAAACAUUCAUCAUGCAUGUAUUACUCGUCAUCAAGAAUUCUUACUCUUCUCUCUGACAAAGAACAGAGAGUAAGUAAGAAUGGUACAUACGAAGAAGUUCAGAGGUGUCAGGCAACGCCAUUGGGGUUCUUGGGUCGCUGAGAUUCGUCAUCCUCUCUUGAAAAGGAGAAUUUGGCUGGGGACGUUUGAGACUGCGGAGGAGGCAGCAAGAGCCUACGACGAGGCCGCUGUUUUAAUGAGUGGCCGCAACGCCAAGACCAACUUCCCCGUCAACAACAACAACACCGGAGACACGUCUGAGAGUAAAACCAACGUUUCAGCCUCUGCAUCCUCAUCCUUAUCUUCACCAUCUUCAUCCCUCUCUUCCAUCCUCAGCGCCAAACUGAGGAAAUGCUGCAAGUCUCCUUCGCCAUCUCUCACCUGCCUCCGUCUUGACCCGAACAGCUCCGACAUUGGUGUUUGGCAGAAACGCGCCGGUUCCAAUUCUGAUUCUAGUUGGGUCAUGACGGUGGAGCUUGGCCCCACCGGCUCUUCCCAGGAGCCUACUGGAAAAGCUUCACUAGACAAUCUUGGUCUGGCCACUGAGGUUGGCGGCGGCAGAGAAGAAGGAACAAUGGACGAGGAAGAGAAGGUUGCUUUGCAAAUGAUAGAGGAGCUUCUCAAUACAAACUAAAUAAUAUUUGCUUAUAUAUACUAUAAACCUAUAUUAUAUCGCUGAUUUACAGCCAUAAUUACAAAUUAUACCCUAAUAUUUAUAUAGAGUGUUUAUAUUUAGGGAAAAUUUGGAAAAAUACACUCCAAUAAGAUUAUAAUUUGAAAACUACACCUUCCUUUUUAAUUUUUUGAAAAAUACACUUAUAUAUACAUAAAUGUACCAAA